Hydatigera taeniaeformis is the source of this 363-nucleotide messenger RNA. Lineage: Eukaryota; Metazoa; Platyhelminthes; Cestoda; Cyclophyllidea; Taeniidae. The record is from the annotation of a GenBank genome assembly.
AUGCCGGCAGAAUUGGUUAAUCGGCUGGCGCGAAUGUUUCAGGACAUCAAAGUAUCUCACGAUCUGACACGCGAAUUUCAGGAGAAGGCAUCAAAUAAUAAUCUUUUGGGAAGCACCGAAGUGGUAUCAGUGUUGGUUAGCAUCAAAAUCCUUAGUAGCGGCACUUGGCUCCCCCGAAGUCUACCUAAAUGCGCUGUUGCUCUGCCUCCUGAGUUAGAAGAUUUUAUUCCUCAGUCUCCAAAUUAUGCUUCUGCCUUCUUUCACAACUUUCUGCCUUGUGAAUUCUGUUAUCCUAGUUGUAGCUCAUUUCGUGCCGUUCAUUCCUUUCCAGUGGGUUCACGGAAUCUAAUCGUCUCUGCCUGA